This is a messenger RNA of Octopus sinensis (East Asian common octopus), 5433 nucleotides long. Its product is annotated as protein disulfide-isomerase. NCBI's taxonomy places the organism in Eukaryota, Metazoa, Mollusca, Cephalopoda, Octopoda, Octopodidae. Gene Ontology annotation, cellular component: endoplasmic reticulum. The transcript has 11 exons. Gene Ontology annotation, biological process: protein folding; response to endoplasmic reticulum stress. Bases 38 to 1603 code for a protein of 521 amino acids. Gene Ontology annotation, molecular function: protein disulfide isomerase activity. The record is from RefSeq and is a predicted model, not a curated record.
CGUGUGUUCAGGCCACCACUCCUUAGUGCCACGUUGAAUGUUAUUGCAGACAUACAUUCAAGUCUUCUCAUUUUAUACCCCUUCGUAUUUACUAACGGCAUCCGGAGGAGUCAUGAAGUCGUCUCUGAUAGUUUUCGUCGCCUUGUUUUGUUUUUCUCAGGCCCUUGAAGGUGUUAAGGAAGAAGAAGGGGUCCUAGUAUUAACGAAAGAUAACUUUGAACAACUAACCCAAAAAAUUAAGUAUUUGAUGGUCGAAUUUUAUGCUCCAUGGUGUGGGCAUUGCAAAGCCCUUGCUCCUGAAUAUGUAAAGGCAGCUGGAGAGUUUAAAGAUGAUGAAAACUGUUAUUUAGGGAAAGUUGAUGCUACCAUUGAAGUGGAUUUGGCUGAGAAAUAUGAAGUUCGAGGCUACCCAACUAUCAAAUUCUUCAAGGAAGGAAAAAUAUAUGACUAUUCCGAGGGACGUACUGCUGGUGAUAUGGUAGCUUGGAUUAAAAAAAAGACUGGUCCUCCUGCUGUUACACUAAAUUCUGUUAGUGAGGCCAAAGCUCUUGUUAAUAAAGAAGCUGUUGUUGUUGUAGGAUUUUUCCAGGAUGUUGAGUCAGCUGAUGCUAAAGCUUUUACUGAAGCAGCUGCAAGCAUUGAUGAUGUUUCCUUUGCUAUCACUAGCAAUGCUGACAUCUUCAAAGAACACGGACUUGAAAAAGAUGCUAUUAUCCUUUUUAAAAAGUUUGAUGAUGGAGAAGUUCGAUUUGAUGGGAAACUUACAGCUAAAGAUAUUGAAACAUUUGUAGUUGCUAAUAAGCUACCUCUUGUUAUUGAGUUCAACCAAGAAUCCGCCCAGAAAAUAUUCAGUGGAGACAUCAAAAACCACCUUCUAUUGUUUUUGAAAAAAUCUACAAAACCAGAAACUCUUCUUGAUUCUUUUAAAACUGUUGCUAAAGAAUUCAAAGGCAAGGUUCUAUUUAUCAAUAUUGAUAUUGAAGAUGAAGACAACAUGAGGAUUUUGGAGUUCUUUGGUCUAAAGGAAGAAGAGUGUCCAUCCAUCAGACUCAUUCGUUUAGAUGAUGAAAUGUCCAAAUAUAAACCACAAACCACAGACCUUACCACUGAAUCAAUGACAAAGUUUGUUCAAGACUUUUUGGAUGGUAAAAUUAAACAACAUAUGAUGAGUGCUGAUCUCCCAGAAGAAUGGGAUGCUAAACCAGUAAAAAUUUUAGUGGGUACUAAUUUCAAUGCUGUUGCCAAAGAUAAGACUAAGAAUGUGUUUGUUGAAUUCUAUGCUCCUUGGUGUGGCCACUGUAAGCAGUUGGCUCCAAUCUGGGAUGAAUUGGGAGAGAAAUUCAAGGAUCGUGAAGAUAUUGUCGUUGCCAAAAUGGAUGCUACUGCCAAUGAUUUAGAAGACAUCAAAAUUAACAGCUUCCCAACACUGAAAUAUUUUCCUAAAAAUAGUGAUGAGGUAAUAGAUUAUAAUGGUGCCAGAACAUUGGAGAGUUUUAUUAAAUUCUUAGAAAGUGGUGGAAAAGAGGGAGCUGAAUUGGAGAGUGAAACAGCAGAAGAAGAAGAGGAGGAGGAGGAAGAUGAACACAAACAUUCAGAAUUAUAAAAUUAUUAUUAUAUCACAUUUUUGUGAUCAUUUCUUAUUUCAUCUUUUCCUGUGCAACAAUGGUUUCUCUUGGCCAAUUGGCUUGGCUACCAUGUUGCUGCAGCAGCGAUGGCCAUUCAUCGGACAUUUUAGGCUACUACUGUCCAUCACUAUUUGCAUUUCACACACACUUUCUCUCUCUCUCAAACUCAUCUAUUUCCAAAUCUUUCAGCCCAGAGAUAUGAACCCUUUCUCAAAAAUCCUAUUCUUAAAUGCUGCAAUAACAGCAUUUGGAAUCUAAUUUUAUUUUGUGCACUCAUGUUUAACAUGAGUAAAAGGACAACUUGACUCUUAACUAAACAAAUUUAAACAAGCUUUUUUGUAACAAACAUUUAAAAAAAUAGAAAAAAAGGGGGAAAGAUAAUAAAUACUAAUAAUUCUUUCAUGUGUGGUGACUCUUAAAAUUUAUUUUUGUUUCUAAAGAACUGUUUUCUUUUUUAUUUUUACUUUUUCUCAUUUUUUUAAAGUCUUCCAGUGUAUAUUGAGAUAGUGAUGGACUGGCCAGUGCUGCUGCAGAGUGCUCUGAUUUAAACUGAGACUGUCUUACUGGAAACAUUAGAUAUUCUGAAUUAACUCUUUAUUUUUGCUCAUUUUCACUCCUUCCUCUCUAAUAAUAAUAGGCUUCUAAAUGUUCAGAUACAUAUUUUUCUUUUUUAAUACUAUAAACAUUUGUCAUUUAAUUCUAGUAGCUAUUAAUAUCAAAUUAACCACUUCAAAUUAAUUAAUGGAAAUAUUCUUGGCAUCUCUGUAAGUUGUUCUAAUUAGUUUUGUAUAGAUAUCUCUUAGGAAGUAUUUGUGGGUGAGGGGUUCAUCUUUAUUUCUGAAUUUUAUCUUAAGGAAAUUUAUCUUUUGUUUUAGUACAGGUUAGUAUAAGUAAAAUUUUACAUCAUUACAUGUUAUGUUGGUUAAUUUGUAAAUAAGGUCAUUUUGUUUUGCUUUGUAUGCUUUAUGCCAACUUUGGGGACAUGUACUACUGCUUAAAAUUUAGAAUAAUCCCCUAUUCUUUUUAUUUACUUAAAAUCAAAAUAGUAUCGUCUUGACAAAAUCCUCAUAAAAAAAAUUAUGAUAAAUAUCAUCAGUUAUUAAAAUUCAUUGAUCAAUUACCUAAAAAAGGGUGGUGGGAUCUAAUUUCAUCAUGCCUUCAUAUUUUGUAAAAAUUAUAUAAAAAAAAAACCCACACAUAGGGUAACAUUUGUUUGCAACAUUCUCUAUUAUGAAGUAAAUUUUCAAGAUCUAAACAUUUUGUUUGGCAUAAUCAAGUGGUAUGGGAGGAAAUAAUUCACACAUAUCUAUGAAUGGAAUUUCAUUUAAAAAUUAACCUACAAUAUUAAUACAAAUUUCCCUUCAUGUAGGGGGACUAUAGAAGAACAGGAUUUAUCACAACCAUGAUCUCAAAAUUCCACUUGGGUUAUUUUUCUAUCAUCAUGCAGUCAUAUGUGGCUAAAUUUGAAAUAUUAACUUCACUGAAGCUAAAAAGCUUUAUCACUUUUCUAAGUGGGAAGGUUUAAAAAGAAACUGUGAUUGACUUAAUCAUUCUUGAUUCAAGUUGAUGCACAAGGUACUGGAACUAGUCUAUAAGAACUUACUGUAGUAAUAUUUUCUACCUGAAUACUGCAAUAAGACAGCUGCAGUUGCCUUAUCUCAAUUGUUUCAGGCAUUGUUAUUUGGUUAGAUGUAAACUGUGCUCCUGUCAGUUAGGUAUUGGAGAUAAAACUAUUUGAAUAUAAGUGUUUUCAUAGUGUAAAAUGAAAUCACUUAAAAAUUAGCUUUACAUUUGAGGUGCACACAUUAUUUGUACUUGGAUACAUAAAGUAACAGUUGUAGAAUAUUUCCAUAUAUUUUACAUAAUGUAAACAUUAUCUGGUAUAUGCUGGGUAGAGUGGAUAGAUAUAUAUUUAUCAAAGUUGACAGUCUAUUCUGAGUCUCACUGUUAGCUGGGCUGUUCACUUUAUACUCAGUCUGGUUGCAAUAUAAUAAAACAGUUUUAGUUUAGAGCAAAAUUCACUAAGAAUUCACUUACAAACAUUUUAAAAAAAUAUUUUAUAAUCAUGUAAUUUUCUUUGUAAUUUAUUUUUAACAUUUUAAUUUUAAGGAAGUUGUUACUUUUAGUUCAGUUGAAGUUCAUGACGUCUGGACUAUUUCAAUUUAGAAAUUCUUGGUUUAUCCAUAUUUUAAAAUAUGGAAACAAUUUUCCCUUGUUAAAUUUCCAAUUUUGCAUUAAGUUUGGACCAUGGUGUAAUAAUGUUUCUUUUAAAAAGAUAAUGAAGAUUAAGAAAUUGAAUUUUGAGGAUCAAGUUUUUGCUUAGUAACAUUUUUGAGAAGAAUUUAUGAAAUUACCUCAAUUUUUUUUUUUUUGUAAGAUAUGUUUUUUCUAUUUUCUUCCACAUUGUUACUUUAAACUGUCUUCUUUUCAUGCUUAUGGAACAGACUAUAAGCAUGUCUUGGUCUUAUCUAGACAAUAUUUGUCUAUUACUAGUUCAGAAUAGAUAAAUCAAAUUACAAGACAAGUAAAUUUCUUGUUUUCCAUUUUUCAGUUCUGAAGUUUAUUUCUGUCACAAUCCUCCUUCAAUUUGUUUCUCCCUAGUAGUGUGUAGUCUUAAGCUCCUUUACAAAUUUCACAGACCUGAUCAUAUUGUGUGCAUGUGAGUUUGCUCAUGUGUGGACUAGCUGGUUCUUGGAAAAAAGGGCCACAGUUGAACGAUCACCUCUGCCUUAAUUUAUCAAGUGUAUUUCUAGGUGUGACUUAUCAAUGGUUGGAAAUUCAUAAAAAUUCUGUGAUAGUUCUCCUUAGUGAUAUUGUUUUUUUUCUAUUUGAUUUUAAAUUUACUUCUGCUUCAGAACUGAAUAUUCCAGUCAUAGAAAAUCAUUGAACAAUGCUUUUUUUUUCUUGUUCUCCUUUUCUUCCUUUCACUAAACAUUCUGCUUCUAAAUACCAUUUUGACUGCAUUAGUCAAAUUCUUUCAACUGAGGAAUUUACUAAACACAAGAUCGAUUCUAUAGUGUUACCAGAUAUUUUUGGCUGAAAAUAAAUGGGGAGGGAGAUUUUUAUAGCAAAAUUCUAUUUAUGGCAAGUAAGAAAAGUAGUGUUUUCAUAAUUUAUAAAUUAUUUUUUCAUUUAAUAGAAAAAAAGGGUGGGGGUCAGAGGUAAAAAUCACUGAUGCACAAAUUGAAUAUACUGUAAAACUACUUUAUUGAUGGGGGUUUCUCAAGAUGCUUAUUGAAAUUAAAAAUAUCAUUUAUUUAAGUUUUCAUGGUAACCAUAUUUCAUAAGUGGAUUACAAACUAUCAAGAUGCUUGAAUUCAAAUCUAUAUUUAAAGGAAUGACUUGGGGCAAUUUGUUUUGCCAUGGUAAAUUCUAGAUGGUGAAAGAAACCUAAAUGUUAUGACAUAUUCAAAAUCCUAAAUUUUCAAUCAUCCAAGAUUAAAUUUUGAUUUUUUAGAGAGAAAAAAAAAUAAAACUGGCUACUGUGAAAUAAUAUAUUUUCUUUGUUAAUAUUUCAUACUGCCUCUUGACCAUUUACAAACUAAUCUUAAUAAACAGACUAAGAUAUGAACAAAUAUCCUCUGACAUCAAGUACAAUUCUUAAAUUAAAAAAAAAAAACCUAUAAAAUUCAAUCUCUCUACAUUCCAGCAUUAUUUGCUGAAGUGGUAACAAAUAAAAUAAAUCUCUUACCUACAUCUUAACAGUACCAAAAAGAAAAGUUUGCUAAAAGAAAUUUCAUGAACUGUAGCAUGCAUGUUAAUGCAGUGAUCAUCUGACUUUAACAAAUAAAGAGUAUAAAUAAUUUUA